GAGGGCAUCACGCUGACGACGCGCGAAGGGCACGGAUCUGAGGGCCCGGAGGACAUUCGGCCUCUGUGAGCCGCAGCCUUUCCGAGGGAGCGGUUGUGUGUUCGCCAUCUUAGGCAGAAGAUGUUCUCGUCCGUGGCGCACCUGGCGCGGGCGAACCCCUUCAACGCGCCACAGCUGCAGCUCGUGUACGAUGGGCCCCGCAGCGGCCCGGCUGGGCCUCCGGGCCCGCCCCGGCGCUCCCGCAACCUGGCAGCCGCCGCGGUGGAAGAGCAGUAUAGCUGUGACUAUGGAUCUGGCAGAUUCUUUAUCCUUUGUGGACUUGGAGGGAUUAUUAGCUGUGGCACAACACAUACAGCAUUGGUUCCUCUAGAUCUGGUUAAAUGCAGAAUGCAGGUGGACCCCCAAAAGUAUAAGGGCAUAUUUAAUGGAUUCUCAGUUACACUUAAAGAGGAUGGUGUUCGCGGUUUGGCUAAAGGAUGGGCUCCAACUUUCAUUGGCUACUCUAUGCAAGGACUCUGCAAGUUUGGCUUUUAUGAAGUCUUCAAAGUCUUGUAUAGCAACAUGCUUGGUGAGGAAAAUGCCUACCUCUGGCGCACAUCGCUAUAUUUGGCUGCUUCUGCUAGUGCUGAAUUCUUUGCUGACAUUGCCCUGGCUCCUAUGGAAGCUGCUAAAGUUCGAAUUCAAACCCAGCCUGGUUAUGCAAACACUUUGAGGGAUGCAGCUCCCAAAAUGUAUAAGGAAGAAGGCUUAAAAGCAUUCUACAAAGGAGUUGCUCCUCUGUGGAUGAGACAGAUACCAUACACCAUGAUGAAGUUUGCCUGCUUUGAACGUACUGUUGAAGCAUUGUACAAGUUUGUGGUUCCAAAGCCCCGAAGUGAAUGUUCAAAGGCAGAGCAGCUGGUUGUAACAUUUGUGGCAGGUUACAUAGCUGGAGUGUUCUGUGCAAUUGUUUCUCAUCCUGCUGAUUCUGUAGUAUCUGUGCUGAACAAAGAGAAAGGUAGCAGUGCCACUCAGGUCCUUCAGAGACUUGGCUUUAAAGGUGUGUGGAAGGGACUCUUUGCUCGUAUCAUCAUGAUUGGUACUCUGACUGCACUACAGUGGUUCAUCUAUGACUCUGUGAAGGUUUACUUCAGGCUCCCUCGCCCUCCUCCACCUGAGAUGCCAGAGUCUCUGAAGAAGAAGCUUGGGUUAACUCAGUAGAUAGAUCAAAUAUGGACUGAAUCUGCUUGUUGAUCAGUGUUGAAGAAAGUGCAAAAGGAACUUUUAUAUAUUUGACAGUGUAGAAAUUGUCUAUUCCUGAAAUAAUCACUGUAGUACCCUUGCUUAAGGCAAGAGUUUCAAACUUACUGUUGAAAUAAACCAAUCUGUUCAUGAUUUGUCUGUGAGUUUAUAGUUACUUUAAAAAAUCAGUUUUAACCCUAACAUAGCUGUAAUGAAUUAAGACCCCAAGGGAAAAAAUGGAAACUAACCAAUAGUGGUUGACUAUUUCAACCCCUUCUCAUAAAUUGUCCUAUGUCCUAAGUUUU
Messenger RNA from Castor canadensis (American beaver), 1526 nucleotides. RefSeq names its product solute carrier family 25 member 3 (gene Slc25a3). Gene Ontology annotation, molecular function: phosphate transmembrane transporter activity. The record is from RefSeq and is a predicted model, not a curated record. Gene Ontology annotation, cellular component: mitochondrial inner membrane. NCBI's taxonomy places the organism in Eukaryota, Metazoa, Chordata, Mammalia, Rodentia, Castoridae. Gene Ontology annotation, biological process: mitochondrial phosphate ion transmembrane transport.